GAGUGAAACGUUACAUUGAUUGUUUUUUUGUUAUUGUUGUUUUUUUUUUCUCCACCCGUGUUUAUCCAAAACCCGUUUUUACGGGCUAAAUUAUUCCAGAUCGAGCGAGCCGCCUCUUAAUCAGCCCGGAAGGCCAGCACGGCACGCGAGGUGAGGGGUGGAGCCUCACAAGAGAAAACACUCUCGCUGAGUUGUUUAGCCUGUUAGCUAGCCGCCUGACGGCUUUAAUUCAGCACAUUUAACAACAUUCAUGAUGGAGUCUUCACUCGGGAUAUCCGAUAGCCAGUGUUUGGCCACUGUUAGAGGACAUGAGCUCAGAAACGGACAAAAAGAACCAAGACUUCUGUCCCUGUUAGAGUGUUCUGGACAGUUCAAGUUGGAUAUUCUGGCAAAUCCUGAAGCAAUUGUAUUAAGCCCAGUGCCCCAGCUCUCUAUCCCCAUUAAUAACCAUUUUCAGAUAGUUCGAGAGGCUGAAGAAGCGCUUCUCAUUGACAUCUCGAUUAACACGACAGUACGGGUUCGUCUUCAAGGCGAGCAAACGCCGGAGCUUCUCCUGGAGCUGCAGGAUGAUGUUCACACUCAGUCCUUCUUACAGCAUGUGACGAAGGCCAAACAGCAAGCUGAGAAGAAGAGUUCACAACCCAGAAAGAUGGAGCCUGUUGUACCUGUUCCGGUCAAAGACUGCAUUCCAGUCCCACCUCAAAGAGGAACCUCCAAAUCCACCUCAAAUAAAAUCAACAAUAGCACUUUAGUAAAGCCCCCAAACACAGACUCCGGCCUCUCAAUGACCACAGAUUUUGGCUUUGAAGAAAAGAAGAACCAGCAAAACCGUAUAGUUGCGCAACGAGAGCCACCUCCUCCACCACUGCCCCCUCUGCCCCCUCGGAAGGGCACAUAUACACCAUCGAAUAACCUCACAGCAGGCCCAACUACCAAAGAAAGGCCACCAUCCGCACAGAACUCCAAAUCAGUCAGAAAUGAACUUCAGUCUGUCACCCCAUCCAACUACACCAUGAGACAGGCCAUGAUGAGCAGCCACACAGGGUCAAGGGAAGGCCUGCUUAAGUAUCGUCUCAACAAGAAGGAGAAAGAAUACGUGGACAUUAAGAACUUUAGGUUCUUCAUUGGCACUUGGAAUGUUAAUGGUCAGUCUCCUGACAGCAGUCUUAAGCCCUGGCUGUGCUGUGACCCAGACCCUCCAGAUGUCUACGCACUGGGAUUUCAGGAACUGGACCUGAGCACUGAGGCCUUUUUCUAUAUGGACUCAUCCAAAGAACAGUUAUGGGUUGAUGCAGUAGAGCGAAGCCUCCAUCAUAAAGCCAGAUACAAACAGAUCCGUAUCAUUCGCCUGGUGGGAAUGAUGCUGGUGGUGUAUGUCAACGAGGAGCACCAACAUCACAUUCGAGAGGUGGCUUCUGAAUCUGUGGGAACUGGCCUUAUGAAUAAAAUGGGGAAUAAAGGAGGCGUGGCUGUGCGCUUUGUGUUCCAUAAUACUAGCUUCUGCUUCGUAAACUCUCACUUGGCGGCUCAUGUGGAUGAUUAUGAGCGGCGGAACCAGGACUACAAAGACAUAUGUGCCCGCAUGAGUUUCCAUCUGCUGGAAUAUCCACCUCUAAGUAUAGUCAAACAUGAUGUGGUGAUUUGGCUUGGAGAUCUCAACUACAGGCUAUGUUUUCCUGAUGCUGGGGAAGUAAAAAAACUUAUUGCUUCGAAGGAGCUGCGGAAGCUGCAGGAGUAUGAUCAGCUGAACAUCCAGAGAAAUACUAAACGUGCCUUCACUGACUUCAUGGAAGGGGAGAUUAAUUUCUGGCCAACUUACAAAUAUGAUGCUAAAUCAGACCGAUGGGACUCAAGUGGGAAGUGUCGAGUCCCUGCCUGGUGCGACCGUAUCCUCUGGAGGGGGAGCAGCGUGAAGCAGCUUCACUACCGAAGUCACAUGGAGCUGAAGACCAGUGACCACAAACCUGUCAGCUCUCUCUUCAGUAUCGGGGUGAAGAUGGUGAUUGAGCAGCGCUACAAGAAGGUGUUUGAAGAGAUUGUGCGGGACAUGGACAGGUUGGAAAAUGACUUUCUGCCCUCUUUGUCCCUAACACAACGGGAGUUCACUUUUGAGAAUGUGAAGUUCCGUCAGCUUCAGCGUCGGAGUUUUCUCAUCACUAAUGACGGACAGGUUGCUUGCACCUUCGCCUUCAUUCCCAAACUCAAUGAUUCGCAGUACUGUAAGCCCUGGCUACGUGCUGAGCCCAGCGAAGGGGUACUAGACCCUAAUGAGGCAAUGGAGAUCUUUCUGGAGGUGUAUGUCAGUAAAGACUCUGUGAUGCUGCUAAACUCUGGUGUGGAUAAAAUCGAGGACAUCCUGGUGCUUCAUCUGGACCGGGGGAAAGACUACUUCAUCACUAUUGCGGGAAACUACCUGCCCAGCUGUUUCGGCACAUCUUUAGAGACCCUGUGCCGUAUGAAGAAGCCCAUCCGUGAGAUCCCCAUCACCAAACUCAUCGAUCUGGGAGAGGAUAGCUGCAUAGAAAAGGAAAAAUGCCGGAUUAAUUUCUUGUUGUACAAUGAUGGAACAGAGGAUAAACCUCUGAGGAUUCCCAAAGAGGUCUGGUUGCUUGUUAAUCACCUCUACACCAAGGCCUGCCAGCAGGAGGACCUUUUCCAGACCCCUGGCCUGCAAGAUGAUCUACAAAAUAUUAUUGACUGCUUGGACACCAGCAUUCCUGAAUCCAUCCCUGGCUCUAAUCACUCAGUUGCCGAAGCACUAUUGAUCUUCUUGGAGGCUCUUCCUGAGCCAGUGCUGUGUUAUGAACUCUAUCAGCGCUGUCUUGAAUGCUCUCAUGACAGCCGCCUGUGCAAGCAGCUAAUAUCUCAGCUCCCACGAGCCCAUCGCAAUGUGUUCCGCUACCUGAUGGCCUUCUUGAGAGAAUUACUCAAACACUCGAUUGACAACAACCUGAACGCCAACCUCCUAGCUUCUCUCUUCGCAAGCCUCCUCAUUCGACCGCCUCCCAACCUUGCUGGAAAACAGACGCAACACGAUCGUCAGAAAACCAAUGACUUCAUACUGGGGUUCCUGAUGGGAGGCGAUGAAGACUGAGGAAGGGGACUGCAGAACGAGGUGCCAUGUCUUGUCUCAGAGGAGUUCAGGUGGAGCAAAAAAACACUUGAGGUGUUUUUGUGGCUGGUUCUCUGGGAGAUAUUUGGGCCACCCUGCACUAAGAUGGCUAACAGCCUCCAUAAUGAAAGUUUGACACUGUUGGAUUGUGCCUGUUUUGCACAGACACUGCCCAUUGGUUUCGUUACGCUGUUCUUCUGUUCCUGCUACAGAGGAAUUAGGUGUCAGUUUAUUUCUGUAGUAUUAAUAACUACACUUUAACCCCUAUAAACCUCAUCUUUUUGACUAUAGCAUCUAUAAUGCUAUGUCCAACCCCACUUUCUCUGGUUUUAAUCUCUGGAUCAGAGUGCUGUAAUGCCAAAUCAAAUAUUCUUGGCCAGAUUUGACUGAAUGUGUGUGAAUGUGACUCAUGGGCACUCAAAAGAAUGACUUUGUUACACUAAAGGAAAGCAGUGUUGUGGAUAUUGUAUUGACUGCUGCUGCCAGGUUAAAUGCGCCAUCAAAGCACCAUUUUCCAUCUGUCUCAUGCUCCCUUCUUUUUCUCCUUCGAAAAUUACCAUCACAGGGAAGUGUUUCCUAACUUUGACGGUCGACUACCUUUCGAAGUGGAGGAGAAGUCUGGACUAUGAUCUUUACUCAGUUCUAUCUGAAUCAUGAUGAAUCACCUGGCAUUGUCCGUCGUGGUGUGCACGUUAUUUAUGUUUUCCAGUCUCAUACACCAUUGUCCUCAGCAUUGGGUAUUUGGAUGUCCUCCACAGAUAAAUAUAAGUUUGUUAUUCUUCAGAACUUUGGUCUCCGGUCUCCUUUUCAGUCCGUUAUGAUGGCACAGCUACACCCAUAAUUCUUAGUCAUCUUGAAUAAUGGCAAUAAUAAGCGGAUGUGAUUAUCUUCAUUAGAUCUGGACUCUGGGUCUGAAACGUUUAUUCUUUUGCGGUCUUAUUCUUUUAUAGAUCUGUUAUGGAUCCUUUCGUGCUACAGAGAUGUUAACGUUUUAACUAAUGUGCUCACUGGGUCUUUUAUUGUCUUUUGUCUGUCAUGUCUUGUAAUGAAGAUGCAGCUGUGGUUCUUCUAUUUAUAUGAAUGAUGAUACUAACCCAAACUGGGGUAAUUUUGUGUACGUUUAUGUGUCCUUUGUUGGUGUUGAUUCAUGUUACAUUUACACUUUCUGUUUUUCUAUACACUUUUCUGUUUGUAGUGACAUACUGGCAUGUUUAUUUCUCUUGAAAUUCAUAGUACACGUGAUUCUGAUGAUCUUGCUGGUUUUUAACUUCUUGCACCAGUCAGUCUGGUUUUGUACUACAGUGUGUAAAGAGGAAGUUUCCUCUGUUAUACUCGUAUUAAUCAUCACCCCAAUGCUAAAAUGUUAUUGGAUCAAAAUCCACCAAAGCCGUUUCUCCACAAUGUGUGUGACAUUUCCUCAGAAUCUCACAGGAAAUGUUUUGUGUCAGUCUUGCAACAUGGAAAAAGAGUUGUAAGCAGUUUCUGACUUGUUGUUCUGCCUUCCCUUACUGUCAGAAAAAAAAAUGUGUGAAAAUUGUAGUUUUAGGUGUACAACAGCUUGUGACAGUACCCUUAAAGGGUAACUUUGUACCUUAUCUAACACUAAAAGGUGCAUAUUAGUACAUUUAGAGUACUAAUAUAUACCUUUAAGGUACUGAUGUGCACAUUUUUAUAAAUAAGUUACAGAGAUGUCCUUGGGGAUCUGCCCUAGUGACAAGCUGUUACAAUUUCUGCACAUUUUUCCUGAGAGUGUUGAAAACUUUAAAUAGUGAACUUUAAAUGUCUAAAUCACUUCACCUCCUCUGCCGUGUUUACAAGCCCCUGUCUGAGUCUGAGCUUUCUGUUGGGCUUAUUUUUUUCUAAUUUCUGCUUUGGAAAGGACCACCAUGGAGCUUGACUGUCUUAUUCAAACACUUAUAGCCUGGAAUCAUUCUUUUUAUUGCCAAUAGAUGAUGUUUCUGGGAGGACCUCAUUGCAGGAGACUGAAUCAGUGGAACACAAAUGCAGAUGACGAUUGCACAGAUUUCUGGUGUGCUGUGAUCACCACCCUGCCUGUUUGUUUAUUGUUGUGUCCUGUCUUUCUAUCCAUUCAGUUUUUCUAAUGAUGUUUCUGGUACUUUACAGAUGGGUACUUGCACAUACUUUGUUUUAUUUGUGGGGCGGGGCUAGGCAUCUAAUUUAUUCAAUGAAAUAAAGACAUUAUGAUCAUAUUA
Molecule: messenger RNA, 5325 nt
Organism: Cyprinus carpio (common carp)
Lineage: Eukaryota; Metazoa; Chordata; Actinopteri; Cypriniformes; Cyprinidae
Product: OCRL inositol polyphosphate-5-phosphatase
Biological process (GO): signal transduction; phosphatidylinositol dephosphorylation
Cellular component (GO): membrane; cytoplasm
Molecular function (GO): inositol phosphate phosphatase activity; phosphatidylinositol-4,5-bisphosphate 5-phosphatase activity
Source: RefSeq, a predicted model, not a curated record